Molecule: messenger RNA, 1676 nt
Organism: Triplophysa dalaica
Lineage: Eukaryota; Metazoa; Chordata; Actinopteri; Cypriniformes; Nemacheilidae
Gene: epm2a
Product: EPM2A glucan phosphatase, laforin
Exons: 4
Coding region: 84-1037 (317 amino acids)
Biological process (GO): protein dephosphorylation
Cellular component (GO): cytoplasm; nucleus
Molecular function (GO): starch binding; protein tyrosine/serine/threonine phosphatase activity; carbohydrate phosphatase activity
Source: RefSeq, a predicted model, not a curated record
GCACAGUUAUUUGUAAUGUCAGGGGUUGCAGACUAAAUCAAUAACAGUUACAGUACAUGUGAAUAUAUUGUGAAGCGCAGGAUAUGCUUGUGUUUAGGUUUGGUGUCAUCCUGACACCGUCGUGUUCAGAUACCGAGAUGUUUGUGUUGGGCUCACGCCCGGAGAUGGGACACUGGGAUCCGAACCGAGCCAUAAAGAUGAAGUCGAGCCGCACGGUUCUCUCCACCUGUGAGCCGUGUCUUUGGACCGGUGAUGUACAUCUCUCAAAGCCGUACACAGAUAAACUAUGGUUUAAAUUUAUAAAGCGGGUCGAUGGGCGCUACAUUUGGGAAGGAAACGGUCCAAGUCAUGACAGAGAGUGUGUGUAUGAUGACAUUGAUAUGGUGAACGGGGUGUACUGCCAUCCGAUUGGUCACUGGAUUGAGGAGACUGGCCACACCGAUGAGAUGAUACACACCACCAACUUCUACUUCAGUGUGGCGGGACAGCAGGCCAUCCACUUUUCUCAGGUUCUGCCUCGGGUCUGGUUGGGCAGCUGCCCCUGUCGGGUGGAACAUGUAACUCUGAAGCUGAAACAGGAACUGGGCAUUACCGCUGUAAUGAACUUUCAGACAGAGUGGGAUAUCGUGAACAAUUCACACGGCUGCCGUCGGGACCUCAGUCAGCCCAUGGCCCCAGAAACCAUGAUGCAUCUGUACAGAGACUGUGGCCUUGCUUACAUCUGGAUCCCUACUCCAGACAUGAGCACAGAGGGUCGCAUACGGGUGUUACCUCAGGCGGUUUUUCUGCUCUACGGGCUGCUGGAGAAUGGUCACACAGUAUAUGUUCACUGUAACGCAGGAGUGGGCCGUUCCACAGCGGUCGUGUGUGGCCUUCUUAUGUACGUGAUAGGCUGGACCCUCAGAAAGGUGCAGUACUACCUCACUGCCAAAAGGGCGGCAGUCUAUAUUGAUGAGGAAGCACUAGUGCGGGCUAAAGAUGACUUUCUCAAGAAAUUUGGACGACAGGGAACUUCUGUCUGCUGCCCAGAGACAUGAGAAUAAUGCUCUCUGCUGGAUGGCAACCUAAAAACAAUUUAGGGAAAGUAGUUUUGAGACUUUUUUUAAAUAUAUAUUAUUCAGGCAAUGAUGCCUUAAGAUGGCCUCAGCAAAAUCCCUUGGAUUUAAAAAUUCCUGACCGAUUAAGAUAUCUGGUUGCAGUACACACAUAAGGAGAAUCUUGACAGAAAAAAAGUCUUGGCACAUCACACACUACAGGAGAAUAUUGAGAUUACAGUACCAGUAGAUGCAUGCAUGGCUUAAUGUAUGAGUAAUGUAUUUUGUGGAAGUCAAGCGUUCGUUUUGACGUAAUAAUUUGCUUUGUAAUUUUGUACACUUCACUAAUGUAAUAUAAUUUAAGGUAGAUGAAAUGCACAUGAUCAGUUCGUUCAAUUUAAAAUACUGGGGAAAAAACAAAAACAAAAUUUGUUUCAGAAAUGUAAACACAAUUGUACUUCUUAUACCGAAAAAGCUCAGCUUUCCCAUUUACUUCUAUGUGUCUAGUGUGUUUUUACCCUAAUUUAUAUGGCGGCGUCAUUGACGCAUCGCAGCAUCGGAGCGAAUAUUCCAAUGACUCGUCUAUUAUGUUUCAUGGUCAUUAGGAUAUUGAGGAAGAAAUAAACCUGAAGAAUAUAAUUA